Molecule: messenger RNA, 931 nt
Organism: Vidua chalybeata
Lineage: Eukaryota; Metazoa; Chordata; Aves; Passeriformes; Viduidae
Gene: MRPS6
Product: mitochondrial ribosomal protein S6
Exons: 3
Coding region: 40-426 (128 amino acids)
Biological process (GO): translation
Cellular component (GO): ribosome; mitochondrial small ribosomal subunit
Molecular function (GO): small ribosomal subunit rRNA binding; structural constituent of ribosome
Source: RefSeq, a predicted model, not a curated record
ACCCCGUGCCCCGCUCCUCCCGCCACUGCCAGCUCUAAGAUGCCCCGCUAUGAACUGGCUUUGAUCCUGAAAGCCAUGCAGAGGCCUGAGACAGCUGCCGUGCUCAAACGCACCGUUGAGGCUCUGAUGGAGAGAGGAGCCAUCGUGAGGAACCUGGAAAAUCUGGGGGAGAGGUCUCUGCCUUACAAAAUCUCCAAGCACAAGGAGCGCCACAAGAGAGGAGGGUACUUUCUGAUCGACUUAGAGGCCCCCCCUUCCCUGGUGUCCCCCCUGAUGGAUCACCUGGGCCGGGACAUCGAUGUUAUCAGGAGAGCUUUUAUCAAACACCCCCUGGCCGAGGCAGAGGAAUGCAGCGGCAUCCUCCCAGCCAGCCCCGAGGAGAAACUCUCUGCCAAGAAAACCCCCAAAUUUUCCCACCCUUUUUAACCCAUUUUUAAUUGUGAUAAAUCCUGUCCGUCCAAAAAAAAAAAAAAAAAAAAAAAAAUCAUUUUUGGGCGUGGGAUGUGUGUGGUCUGUCACAAUAUUGGAACAAAUGAGGGUUUUUUUUUUUUUUUUUUUGUGUAAAAUAAUUGGGAUAUUUUUAAUCUGGGCUCUUAUCUUGCUGUUUGACAGCUCUGCUAAUUGAUUUGAGCAUUACGUCGAUAAUGAAGAUUCCUCCAGCAGCAGGAUGCUAUAAAUACCCAUUUUUUUUUCCCAGAGAUUACUCCAGAAUAUGGAUAUUUACAUGAGAGAUUAAGAAUUCUGCAGUGUAAAUAAAGGAUGCUAUAAAUAACCAUUUUUUUCCCCCAGAGAUUACUCCAGAAUAUGGAUAUUUACAUGAGAGAUUAAGAAGUCUGCAGUGUAAAUAAAGAAAUGUAGGAUGUGAUUUGAUGGGGUUGUUUUUUUGGGGGGAAAAAAAAAAAGGCAAUAAAAGUGUGGUUAAAAGUAAAAC